Messenger RNA from Drosophila serrata, 837 nucleotides. RefSeq names its product histone H3.3A-like. The record is from RefSeq and is a predicted model, not a curated record. Gene Ontology annotation, cellular component: nucleosome. Lineage: Eukaryota; Metazoa; Arthropoda; Insecta; Diptera; Drosophilidae. Gene Ontology annotation, molecular function: structural constituent of chromatin; protein heterodimerization activity; DNA binding.
UAAGAAUAGGCGCUUUAUAAAUUACCUGAAAAUUAGUGUGAAUAUUUAUUUCACAUAUUUCAAAUGGACACAAAGGAGGCCAUACAUUUUAUUGUUUCCUAGUCAAUGCUGAUUUCCAUUUUGAUUCAGUCUUUCGUCUGUGUUCUACGGAAAAGUUUCAUUCGGAAAAAAACAACUUAUUUUUGCUUGCUUCGAGUUUUCAUCAUGGCCCGUACCAAGCAGACUGCUCGUAAAUCUUCCGAUGGAAAGGUUGCCAGGAAGCCGGUGGCCACCAGGCCUUCCAAGGAACCAGCUUCCGGUGAAGCCAAAUUAAAGAAACCCCAUCGCUAUCGUCCUGGAACUUUGGCUCUUCGUGAGAUUCGUCGCUAUCAAAAAUCAACUGAGCUUCUUAUCCGGCGACUGCCAUUCCAACGCUUGGUGCGUAGCAUUGCAGCUGAAAUAACAUCUGAUAUACGUUUUCAAACGGCGGCCUUAAGCUGUCUCCAGGAAGCGUCUGAGGCUUAUCUAGUGCGCUUGUUUGAGGACACUAAUCUAUGUGCCACCCAUGGCAGGCGUGUGACCAUCAUGCCCAAGGAUAUAUACUUGGCACGUCGCAUUCGUGGCGAGUCCUAAGCAGACCCAGAAAGAGAACAGAAUUUAUUUCAAGUGUACCCCUGACUGACUGGCCAACAUUAAAAGCCAAAAGCAAAUUACUCAUCACAUCAACGGGCCAGUAAAGAUUCUCCAUGCUACCCCUGCCAUUCCAAGCUUCCUUUUUAUUAUGUAUGCCAUGUACAGGGAUUUUAAUAAAUCGUUUCCUAUCCUAUCCGUCUCUCCUCGGCCAGGACAUCCUUUUUA